Morus notabilis is the source of this 2247-nucleotide messenger RNA. Its product is annotated as probable glycerol-3-phosphate dehydrogenase [NAD(+)] 1, cytosolic. Gene Ontology annotation, biological process: carbohydrate metabolic process; glycerol-3-phosphate catabolic process. Gene Ontology annotation, cellular component: glycerol-3-phosphate dehydrogenase (FAD) complex; cytosol. The transcript is spliced from 5 exons. The record is from RefSeq and is a predicted model, not a curated record. The coding region runs from base 650 to 2050 and encodes 466 amino acids. NCBI's taxonomy places the organism in Eukaryota, Viridiplantae, Streptophyta, Magnoliopsida, Rosales, Moraceae. Gene Ontology annotation, molecular function: NAD binding; glycerol-3-phosphate dehydrogenase [NAD(P)+] activity.
UUUCGCUUUCUCUUCUGCUCAAGUUAUUUAAACUAGAUUCGGUGAUUCCCAUGUAGUUUAUAUCAAAAAAAAAAAAAAAAAAAAAGAAGAUCCUUUUGUUGUAUUGUGUGAUAUUCUAGAAUUUGAUAUAAAGCUUCUGUUUUGGAUCAAAGGCUUCUGGAAAUUUGAUUGGUUUUUAUGAGAUUGGUGGAAAGCCAACAAUAAUUCUUGAUUUUUUAGACGUUUUGUUCAUUUUUGUCAUCGUUCAGGUUUUGGAUUACUUAUUUUAAGAAGUGGGUUUUUUUCUGGACAAGAGGGUUUAGGGUUUAGGUGAAGUUCUGAGUUUGAUCAGCUUCUAAUUUGGGUCAAAGGCGGUGGGAAUUCAAUAAAAGGGAUUGAUUUUGGACUUUGGUGGAAGAGGGAAAACAAAACCCAAUAAGAAUUCUUUGCUUUCUUAGACGUUGAUUUAUCUAUUUUAGGUGAUUUUUUUUAUUUGGGGUUGUCUCUCAUUGCUCAUCUUGUUUAAUACUUACUUUCAGAAGUGGGUUCAUAGAUCCGGGGCUUUGAGGAGGGAAUUCUUGAUUUUGAGCACCUUGGGAAAGAUUCUUGUGGUUUUGGUUAAUUGUUGGUUUUGUUCUUUUUGAAUAAGAAGAGAGAGAAGAAAAACAAGAUGGUUGGGGCCAGUGAUACAGAGAUUCAUAAUAGUGUGCACUUAAAUGGGUUAAUACAGAACUCAAAUGGGUCAAUUGAGGAGAAGUUUGAUGAGAUCCGUGGACUUAUUGGCAAAGCUGAAGGAGACCCUCUUAAGAUAGUUGGUGUAGGUGCGGGUGCUUGGGGCAGUGUCUUCACUGCCAUGCUACAGGACAGUUAUGGUCACUUGAGAGAUAAAGUUUUGAUAAGAAUUUGGAGAAGGCCUGGGAGAGCCGUGGAUAGAGCCACUGCCGAGCACCUAUUUGAGGUGAUCAACUCGAGGGAAGAUGUGUUGAGGAGGCUAAUUAGGCGUUGCGCAUACCUGAAGUACGUUGAGGCGCGACUAGGUGAUCGGACGCUCUAUGCUGAUGAGAUAUUGAAAGAUGGAUUUUGUUUAAAUAUGAUUGACACCCCUCUUUGCCCCUUGAAGGUUGUCACCAACUUGCAGGAGGCUGUGUGGGAUGCCGAUAUUUUGGUGAAUGGAUUGCCCUCGACCGAAACUCGUGAAGUGUUUGAAGAAAUUAGGAGGUAUUGGAAGGAGAGAAUAACAAUGCCAAUUAUCAUCUCUUUGUCAAAAGGUGUAGAGGCUGAACUGGAGCAUGAGCCGCGGAUAAUUACUCCUACACAAAUGAUCAAUCGAGCUACUGGCGUUCCACUUGAGAACAUUCUCUAUCUUGGAGGUCCUAACAUUGCCUCAGAGAUAUACAACAAGGAAUAUGCUAAUGCUCGAAUAUGUGGAGCUGAAAAGUGGAGAAAACCAUUGGCUAGAAUUUUGAGGCAGGCCCAUUUUAUAGUGUGGGAUAAUGGCGAUUUAGUUACCCAUGAAGUCAUGGGUGGUCUAAAGAACGUCUAUGCAAUCGGAGCUGGAAUGGUAGCAGCUUUAACGAAUGAGAGUGCGACCAGCAAAUCAGUAUACUUUGCACACUGCACAUCCGAGAUGAUAUUUAUCACCCAUCUUUUGGCAGAGGAACCAGAAAAACUUGCGGGACCUUUGCUUGCCGAUACUUAUGUAACCCUGUUGAAGGGUCGUAAUGCAUGGUAUGGGCACAAGUUGGCCAAAGGCGAGUUGAGCCUUGAAAUGGGUGAUAGCAUCAAGGGAAAGGGUAUGAUUCAGGGAGUCUCUGCUGUGAAAGCAUUCUUUGAGCUGCUAAGUCAAUCGUCCUUAAGCGUCCUAUAUCCCAAAGAAAACAAGCCCGUUGCACCAGUUGAGCUUUGCCCUAUACUGAAAAUGCUAUAUAAAAUACUCAUAACAAGGGAAUUCCCAUCACAGGCCAUUCUUCAAGCUUUAAGGGAUGAGACGAUGAACGACCCCCGAGAUCGUAUUGAGAUUGCGCAAACCCAUGUAUUCUACAGGCCAUCACUUCUUGGACAGCAACCUUGAUAUCAUUCUCAAGUAAUUUUCCUAAAGCAGCUACUUAGUGUAGGAUCCAAGUUUCACUUAGCUUCAGUCCUAGUUUGUGGGGUGUACCAUUGGGAUUGGUUCAUGAAUUAUUGUUUGUGGAUUAUAUUUCAAAUCCUUAAUAUUUUGAUAUGUAAAAAUGAGCUCUUAUAUAUAUAUAUAGUUAUGGAAAUAGAGAA